Maylandia zebra (zebra mbuna) is the source of this 1011-nucleotide messenger RNA. NCBI's taxonomy places the organism in Eukaryota, Metazoa, Chordata, Actinopteri, Cichliformes, Cichlidae. The record is from RefSeq and is a predicted model, not a curated record.
CAGAUUUCAGCCGUGGCGUGUUGUCCCUGUGAAGCAGACCAAAGAUUGUGAAAGAGUUUCAAAUCCAUAGCUACACUCCAGUGAUGGAGGAUUGCACACUGGAAGAACAACUUCUCCUUCAUGCUAAAGAGGGCAACUGUCCUCAGGUUCAGAGGCUCCUUCAGUCGAGGAUUCACCAAAACAGCUCUCUCAACAUCAACUGCAGAUCUCGUUCGAAAACCUGCUCGGGAUGGACACCUCUUCAUUUGGCCUGCAGCUUUGGACACAGAGAUGUUGUUGAGGAGUUACUGAAGGCAGGGGCUGAUGUGAAUUUGCAGAAUAACCUGGGUGACACACCUCUGCAUAAAGCAGCAUAUGCUGGACGAAAGGAGAUUGUUCUGUUGCUUCUGCGCUAUGAUGCCUGUGCCAACAUAAUCAAUGGAACUGCUCAAAUCCCCAAAGAUGUCACAGAGGAUGAUGAAAUCAUUACCAUGCUUGAGGCUGCAGAGAGGAGAGCGGCAAGGCGGCAUGAGGAGAAGCUUCUGGAAGCAGCCAGAGAGGGGGAUAUAUCCACUCUGUCUAAAUUGCUCAAUGGGAAAGAUGCUCCAGAUAUCCACUGCAGGGAUUCAGUGGGUAAUACGCCUUUACACUGUGCAGCCUACAGGGGGCAGAAGCAGUGCGUUAUAAAGCUGCUCAAGUGUGGAGCCAACCCUAGUAUCAAGAACAACAAUGCUCAGACUGCAUUGGACCUGGUUUGCACUGAUGAACUGAAACAGAUUCUAGCAGCCUAUAAAAAUAAGGUGAGCUCAAAUGGCUGGUCUGUAAUGUCUCAUCUGCUUUGAAUGAUCAGGAUGGGUUCUGCUAAGAACAUUCGGCACAGCUGCAUUACAAGUAUGGUGUCUUAGUCGUGAUCCACAAAGGAUGAUACCUUUUUGGUUACUUGAUUAAUUAGAGUACUUGAGCUGCCCCUCAUUUCUUUAUAUUUUAUUUCCAAGGAGCCAGGCUUUCUUGUAAUUUUUCUUAUAAAGUGGU